GCUACUUUUGCGUUUGUGCGUCCAAGUAGGUUCUGUCGUUUCAAAAAAAAUGUUUCUGAAGCCGGAGUGUCGACUCCAUGUGCAGGACAAGGGGAAUUGCUCAUGAUUGUCACUCCGCCGACUCCGGAGGGGCUCAUUCCACGUGUUUUUCAACGUUUGGGGCGAAGUGGACUCCAACCGUCAUAGCUCGACUUUUGGAGUUAGAAAGGUGGAUCACGAUGCGUGUGAAAAUCUGGUCAUUGGACUCCACCAAUCACACUUCCAGAACAUCUCAGGCUCUUUUCAGACACAUCAUAGGGUGUGCUUGAACGAACGCCAUGGGCAAUUGUGGAGUUCGCUUGGGCGUGGACGAUGAGGAGGUGCAACUCCGUGGAUGUUGUAAAAAUGCUGACAACGAGCUUGACAGAUGGAAGACACGAGAUUUGGCUUUUGUACAAGCUUUCGCCGCCAAAGAGUUGGACGACUCAAACACAUUUGAUGAUGCAGGUACCAAGGAUACAAUGAAGGAGGCAGUAGCAAAUUUGGUGCAAUCGUUCCUGUGCGGCCGACAGCUUGAAGUAUCAUCCAUGAUUUAUGGUGCAGGGGAUUUUCAUGCCUCCUUCAACAAAGAACUCAGUGAAAUGAGACUCGAACCUUUGCAUGAGACUUCAGCGUCAGAACAUGCAUGGAGUAUUCCUUUCAUUUAUGUUCUGGAGGCCACCGUCGAUCCUGGAACUCCUGGCUUGGCGCGCUACUCUCUGAACUCCAUUUUGCGUGUAAGACUUGGACCGCACAGUGGACAUGGUCCUGACACCUUGAUACUGAAGUUGACGUCCAGCGAAUGCGAAGCAAUGGCACUUUUCCUGCGAGCGACCUCCCGAGACCUGCAAAGCUCGGCAGCCUGGGAUCGUCAACGAGUGAUGGAUGAUGAAAGUGUAGCCACUACGAUGGUUCGUUCUGUUCAAUUGCUCAAAGACCCAAGGGGCUUGGCAAGUUUGGUGUUGAGUAAAGAUAGGAGUGAAAAGAAUACUAAGCAAAUCAUUGAGGAGAAUCUUGCAUGAUACUGCAUUUGCUGGAUGACACUUGGGACCGAUCAAGAUUGUCAUCACCUACUAUUUUAAUCAUCACCUUGGCUCAGAAGUAUUCUCCCAUUGUAUGCUCAUUGAAUUGUAGUCAACGCGAGCCUUUGGUCCAAGCGUUCAUCAUUUUUCAGUACAGAGGAGUCCGCAUAGUUCCUCAGAGAGCUAACCAGAAAGCCGCACAUUGCAGUGGUUAGCGUCCAUGUUCUUGUUGUACAAACUGGGUACAACCCCUAGCUCUUGUCUAAAAUCCCUUUCCUCAAUGGAAAGGUUAUAUUUGCAGUUGGCAAAAGCGAAGAAGGGCAUUGGAUCAUUGUUGAAAUUGUAGAGAAUGAUGGAAUUUGCAUCUCUACUGCCUUGCUUGGCAUGUCUUUUGAUGUUGAGGGCAGACGGAUAGCUAGUUGUCGCUGUGGUUGCCUUUGUUGUUGAUGCAACCAAUGAUGGACUUGCCUCUUGGACUCAGAUGCCUUAGUAACCCUUAGUAACUAAAAACAUGCC
Durusdinium trenchii is the source of this 1556-nucleotide messenger RNA. Lineage: Eukaryota; Dinophyceae; Suessiales; Symbiodiniaceae. The record is from the annotation of a GenBank genome assembly.